CGUGGCGGCUCCUCGGCCGGCUUGUCUGUCAGUCAGCGGAGCGGGGACCAUGGCUUGUGGGGAGCCCUGGUAGCUGGAGGGCGGGGGGAGCCGCCGGAGGAGGAGGAGGAGGAGGAAGAGGAGGAGGAGGACAGGCCGAAGCCGCUGCGACGGAGAACCUCCGGGCUCGGGGCGCUGCUCUGGGGCUGACCUUGAUGAAGUGUGAAGUUCCUUCUAGCUCUAAGGUUCCGUGUUUCAAUAGGUGAAGAGCUUUGAACAGAUGUGGAAAGAUGUUGACGACAGAAAAAGGGGUUGUGGAGGAAUGGUUAUCAGAAUUCAAGACACUACCAGAAACAUCUCUAUCAGAGUAUGCCAGAAAUUUGAAAGAUAAGAGUACUUUGGUUUCAUCUUUAUAUAAAGUUAUCCAGGAGCCACAAAGCGAGUUGCUUGAACCUGUGUGUCACCAGCUCUUUGAAUUCUACAGAAGCAAAGAAAAAAAGCUUCUACAUUUCACACUGCAGUUUCUCCCAGAACUGAUGUGGUGCUACCUGACCAUGUCUGCCACCCGGAAGCGUCACAGCACGGGUUGCGUGGAAGCUCUUCUUUUAGGCGUUUACAACUUGGAAAUAGUUGACAAUCAGGGACAUAACAAAGUGUUGAGUUUUACAAUCCCAUCUUUAUGUAAGCCAUCAAUAUAUCAUGAACCUUCCAGCAUAGGUUCCAUGGCUCUGACAGAGAGUGCUUUAUGCCAGCAUGGUUUAUCAAAAGUUGUUUACAGUGGACCUCAUCCUCAAAGAGAGAUGUUAACAGCUCAGAAUAAGUUUGAAGUGUUGACAUUCCUUUUAUUGUGUUACAAUGCUGCCUUAACCUAUAUGCCCAAUGUUUCUCUUCAAUCGCUGUGUCAAAUUUGUUCAAGAAUCUGCAUUUGUGGAUAUCCUCGACAACAUGUAAGAAAAUACAAAGGUAUAUGUAGCAGGAUCCCAGUUUCUUCAGAAUUCAUGGUGCAAAUGUUAACAGGAGUUUAUUUUGCCUUUUAUAAUGGAGAAUGGGAUGUAGCUCAGACGGCCCUGGAAGAUGUCCUGUACAGAGCUCAGUUGGAAUUGUACCCCGAACCACUGCUGGUUGCUAAUGCAAUAAAGACUUCAUUGCCCGCAGUUGCCAUGAAAUCUAGUAAGGAGGGUAAAAGAUGUAUUCAGGUUGAAAUUACACCAACUUCAUCGAGAAUAUCCAGAAAUGCAGUAACCAGCAUGUCAAUAAGAGGGCACAGAUGGAAAAGACAUGGUAAUACUGAUUUAACCGGCCAAGAGGAGCUAAUGGAAAUAUCUGAAGUUGAUGAAGGAUUUUACUCCAGGGCUGCAUCUAGCACUAGCCAGGCUGCCUUAUCAAACACCACCAGCAAGACCAGUUUAGGAAAGAAUCCCCGAAGGACCGGAGGAAGCAGAACCGGAGCAAAAGAAAAAGAAGCCUCUGGCGAAUCGGGCCGAGAGCACUCAGCACGAAAACCAAACCCAAGAGCCCUCAGUGAGAACCUCGAACUGCUGUCUCUGAAGAGGCUCCCUCUGGCCACCAGCCAGUCUCUGCCCAAGCCUGGCAGUCACAGCCUGGCCAGGACCGCCACCGCCGUCUUCAGCAAAUCUUUUGAACAAGUCAGCCCGGGUGCUGCAGGCGGUGGAGGGACAGGGACUGACGCCAAUAGGUUUUCUGCUGGCAGUCUGCAAGAGGAAAAGCUGAUUUACAUCUCUGAGAGAACCGAGCCACCAGUUCAACAUCCACCCAGUCAGCAGAGACCUCCCAGCAUCAGCAUCACCCUGUCGACCGAUUAGCACCCAAGACAUGGCCCCACAUAAGCAGUGAACUGGGAGGUUUCCUGUCCUUUCAUGCCCUUCCUUCAUCUCUGUUUUUGACAAGAACUCACAGCUGGUGUAAAUUCUGGAAGUUGGCUGGACUAGCAGGCCGUUUCUCGAUCACCAUGAGUUACCUGCAGUCUGGCUUUUCCCUGGCUCCUCCAGCUUGAGGAGCGUCUUAGUGGCCCCCAGGGAAGUGCAGCUCUGGCAGUUUGUCUGAUCACUUUGGCCACAUCACGGGGGAGGCCGACUCUUCUUGUUAGUUGUAUUAGGACCUUCAGUCUAGAGGGACAGCUUCCACAGAUGUUAGUUAUUGUUGAUAAAAGUGAGGCCGUAGUGAAACUUUAGGAAUCCGACCACCCCUUUAGUGAGUCUGUUCUGCAGGGACAGCACUGAGGAAAAUCUCUCUCUAGGGACCAGAGUUUGAUCAGAAGUCUAGGGACUGGGGGCCACCCUGGAAGGUGAAUGGCGGUGAUAGCAAUAGCUAGCAGCCAGCAUUGAGCCUGGGUACUGCUUGUCUGAUUGCCAGUUGUUUCAUUGGGUUUUCUGCUUCGGGGUGAGCUUACAGGUAAACCUUCUUUUUCCUUAAGUUAGCAGGCCCUGGAGCUAAGGAGGGACAUGUUUUCCAGCUCUUCUACUUUGGAAAUUCCAGUUAGUUUGUUACUUUAGUUAGGAGAAGGCCCUUCUGGAGAUGGCUGGAAAAUCACUAUAAAUCUUAGAUCAUUCCGGCAAAAAAGCAAAAAGCAAACAAAAACAUUAAAUAUCAAGCUAACUCCAUUUUACUCUUCUAUAGUGUUGUUUCUAUGCAAAUAAAGGAGUUUAGAUGUUAAAAGUUUGACAAUUGCGUAGUGUUGUGAAAAAAUAAAGAGCAAACUGUAAAAGAACAAAAGACAUGUACAUGGUAAUUGUCAUUUUUCCUGCUUUGGCCCCAUAAAUUUAAAAUCACAACAAAGGAACAAGUGGUUGCUUUGUGUUUGCUCCUGACUCCUUUUAUGGACUGUUCAUAUUUUAAAUAGUCCUUAUAUUUAUGUGAACAAAAUUACCAAAAUAACCAAUUUCCCCCCCUAAAGCUUUUUACCUACUACUCCCCAGAGUCCCUCCCACUAAGAGUAAAAUGAUAUUUCUGUAUUUCUUGCUCCCACUUUUUUCCCCUUAGAUCCAAAGAAAAACAGACAGGGACUUAGGAUGCUUUCUGUUUACAAUCUCUCCUUAGGCAUAGGUCAAAAAUCAGAGAAGAUCACAUGUGUGAGGUCUCCAAUCAAGUGUUGAUUUAGUAAAACUUGGGUCACAAGUGAAUCUGUAAAUACCAAAGCACAGACCUCAGACUCUCAGUCCUGAACACCACUGAGUUGGGGAUAGUGUUGAGAUUUGUUUUCUUUAGGUUCAGGUGUUAAGCUUGGGGUGAGCUCGUUUGGCCUGUGGAGCAGCUAAUGAGCAGAAGGGGCCUAGGCCAGAGAAGCUUCUGGUGCUGAAGGAAGGCCAAGAAGAUCUCCACAAGGACAUGGGGCACCAUCUUAAAUGCUUGGCCAGGAUGUCGAGGGCUUCCCUGCCUGUUCCUGUUCUGUAAAGGGAAAACAAAAGGUUUCCCGUGGUUGUCACAGUGUUAAUCUUCUUAAUGAAUUCAUGUCUUUAGUCUUCAUUUCCAGCAGUUUAUGACUUUUGGUAGAAUCUCAUAAGAGAAGUUCAUGUAGAUUGAGGGAGUUGGGGUAGUUGGUGGCCCAGACUGCAACCUCUCAGAAAUUGUUGAGGAUUGAGGUGGUACAAAUUGUGGGCCUGACGUCAGUAUUUUCACACUGUCAUGAAGCCUUGUUUGGGGGUUAGGGAUAACAGUGCAAAUCAAUUGCUAGACUAACAAUUAGAAGUCUUUCCCUUUAGAAUCCUCAGUAUUCUCAUCCUAUUAUUCUCAUGGUAUAUCAUGGGAAAAUUAUUUGAUAGUAAAACAUAGGAAAAUGUUAGAGUAAUUUUAUAUACAUUGUUCCGUCAAGGAAACAUUUUGUUUCUUGAGGAACAACAGGGGGGACUGUAACGAUUGGAAUGACGCCACCUGCUGGAGACUUACUGUAGAAGAGUUCUGCCCAUG
Molecule: messenger RNA, 3903 nt
Organism: Dromiciops gliroides (monito del monte)
Lineage: Eukaryota; Metazoa; Chordata; Mammalia; Microbiotheria; Microbiotheriidae
Gene: HYCC1
Product: family with sequence similarity 126 member A
Exons: 12
Coding region: 270-1802 (510 amino acids)
Biological process (GO): phosphatidylinositol phosphate biosynthetic process; protein localization to plasma membrane
Cellular component (GO): plasma membrane
Source: RefSeq, a predicted model, not a curated record